Molecule: messenger RNA, 961 nt
Organism: Nymphaea colorata (pocket water lily)
Lineage: Eukaryota; Viridiplantae; Streptophyta; Magnoliopsida; Nymphaeales; Nymphaeaceae
Product: protein PLANT CADMIUM RESISTANCE 6-like
Exons: 4
Coding region: 356-745 (129 amino acids)
Source: RefSeq, a predicted model, not a curated record
CGUUUCUUAUUUCCUUUCACUAGUAUAAAUUUACACCAUCUCCUUCUGCAACUGCUAGCCUGGUUCUUCAUCAUCUUCGUCAUUUAUCAUGAACUCCGACGUCCCUCCUCAGCCUGGUUAUGCCCCUUCCCAGCCCGUAUUUCCCAUCAAUGUCCAGCCAUGGACGACCGGCCUUUAUGACUGUUUUGAAGAUCCUACCAAUUGUGAUUGUCUUUCCAUUCCCGCUAAUUUCUCUCUAUCUCUCUGUGUAGUAGCGGAGCCACCGUGGGGCAGGCGUGGGCGCCUGCCCACGCCAGCCAAAUAAACUCCACGAGUUUAGUGGAGUGUCGGUCUGCCUCAUGCCCAUCUACACGCUAUGCUGCCCACGUCUUCUGGGAGACAAGCUAAGCCUUCCUGUGGCAUGCUUACGUGCAGCUUUCCUGGCAUCACUUUUGGGCAGAAUGCAGAGAUAAUCGACCACGGAAGCUCGUCAUCUGCUUCCAAUGCCUUUACCUAUGGUAUCAUAGGUGGGAGCGGCUACGGCUAUCACUACAGGACAAAGCUCAGAGGCCAAUUCCAGCUUCCAGAGGAACCUAUGACAGAUUACCUCGUCCAUUACUAUUGCAGCACUUGCGCGCUGUGCCAAGAACACCGAGAGCUGAAGAAUCGUGGCUUUGACCCCACUCUAGGUUGGCAAGGUACACAAGAAAGGAGCAACAAUGGAGCCAAUGGGCCCCCGCCCGUCCGACCUGCUAUGACAAAGUAGAUCCUCUAACUGUCUGUGUCGAAAGAGCAUGCUCUCAAGUAUCUCCGUCAUACGCAAGUCAUGUCGUGGCAAUAUUUGUUUCCUUUUACUUUUCCACUUCAUUCUGCUUUGGAUUCAUUGUAUAUGUGACGAUUGCAUUAAAAACGUGGUUGGAUGGGUUAGUAACUUGUAAGAACGUUUCUGUUGAUAAUUGAUUAGAGCUAACUGCUUGCCUAA